AGAAGCCCGCACACUGACCCUGGACACGUCGGGGAUGAUCGCGAUGAGAGCCGCCACCCUGCUGCUGCUCCUGGGCUGCUGCGCCGGGGACGUGAAGCCGCCCCCCGCGGUGAGGGUGUACUACGUAGCGGCGGUAGAAGUCGGUUGGGACUACGUCCACCCAACAGGGUCCGAACAAAGUAGAUCCAAAGAUCCUCCUCAAAAGUACGUGAAGGCAAUAUACAGGGAGUAUACAGACUCUACAUACACAGUCCCCAAACCAAGGCCAGCAUGGACAGGUAUUCAAGGUCCCGCUAUUGUCGCCCAGGCUGGCGAGCGGGUGGUGGUCCACUUCAAAAACCUGGCCUCUCAGCCCUACAGUAUCAGCCCUGUGGGGAUCACCUACUGGAAACAGUCGGAAGGAGCCGGCUACGAUGACUCCACAGCGGGCCACGAGAAGGAGGAUGACGCCGUCUCCCCCGGAGGCUACUAUGAGUAUGUGUGGGACAUAAACCCCAAAGACGGUCCCACCCCCAGUGACCCGGAGUGCCUCACCUACUCCUACUCCUCCCAGGUGGACACGGUCCGAGAUUUAAACUCGGGACUCAUCGGCGCCUUGCUCAUCUGCCAAAAAAGUGCCUUCAAAACCGACGGCCAGAGGAGAAACCGGGCGUUUGUCCUGCUGUUUGUAGUGUUCGAUGAGACCAAGAGCUGGUACGGGCAGGUAGGAGAAAGGAAGAACAGAGAGAGGUUCAAGAAAAGCAUCGGCCGAAAGCAAUACCACACCAUCAAUGGAUACGUCAACUCCACGUUACCCGGUUUGACCAUGUGUCAGGGCCGUAAUCCUGUGAUGUGGCAUCUGAUCGGGAUGGGCACAGCUCCAGAGAUCCACUCCAUCCAGUUCCAGGAUCACACUUUGCGGGUGUUGAACCAUCGCAAAGUGGCCGUUGAGGUGACCCCCAUGUCAUUCAUCACCGCAGAAAUGAGACCUGCUACUUCCGGCCGCUUCCUUAUGAGCUGUCAGAUCCACGCUCACCGCCACGGCGGCAUGGACGCAUAUUUCACGGUGGAGGAGUGCCCUGACCCCGUGGUCGAGCCGGGACCCGACCUGCGCAACGUCAGACACGAGGACUAUGUGGAUGGCGGCGACGACUACAAUGACAGCGGCGAGAGUUUGUUCAACACCAUAAACUUUCUGUCUAAUCCCCAAGUGCAAGCGAGAGCGAGCGGAGGACAGCCACGGGGCUGGCGGCAUUACAUCGCUGUGGAAGAGGUCACCUGGGACUACGACUUCCAUCCGAAACCCACGGUCAGUGAGUUGCAGUCAGGACAUUUGGUUCCCCCUCCCCAUCACCUGGACUACAAAUAUAAAAAGGCCGUCUAUGUGGAAUACACAGAUGGAUCUUUCACUCAGAGGAAGGACCCUGCCAGGACAAUGCUGGGUCCACUGCUGAAAGGAAAAGUCAACGAUCAAAUCCAAAUCACUUUAAGAAACCUGGCUAGUCGCCCGUUCAACAUCUACCCAAACGGCCUCAGCAAGAUCUUUCCGCUGUUUAAAUCUGCAAACGCUGCGGAGAAGGACCUGCGCUCCAUGGGCGUGCCCCCCAACGGGACGUUUAGCUACGUCUGGAGCCUCACAACAGAGGAUGGACCCUUGGAGGGAGACCCCGGGUGUCUGACCCAGCUGUACCAGAGCACGGUGUCUCUCGAGAGGGACUUGGCCUCGGGGCUGGUGGGCACCCUGCUCAUCUGCAAGCCCAGCACCAUGGACACCAGAGGACGUCUGUUGGGCCCAGAUAAAGAAUGGAGCCUGAUAUUUGCUGUGUUUGACGAGAACAGAAGUUGGUACUUUAACGAAAACAUGCAGAAGUCCAGCCGAAGCAACUCGAACAUCUCAGACCCUGAAUUCUACAGCUCAAAUGUCAUUUACAGUAUAAACGGCGGCAUGUUCAGCGGGCGACAGUUUGUGUCGUCUAAAAGCGACGUCGCUUUCUGGCACGUGGCCAACGUGGGCACUCAGAGUGACUUCCUCUCGGUUUACUUCACGGGAAACCUCUUUCAGUACCAAGGCCUUUACAAGUCCGUCCUCACCCUCUUCCCCAUGACAGGCAUGACCGUUCCCAUGGAAACCGAGCUGAUGGGUGAGUGGGAGAUCAGCGCCUACGAUGGCCGCCUCAGGAGAAUGGGAAUGAGCAUCCGUUACAGCGUCCUCCAAAGUGACGAUGGAGACAGAGUUGAUCGUGAUAGGAUUCCAGAGGAUGUGUAUGAUUAUAUCGAUCAGCGAGAUCUACAGCCGAGGGGCAGAAGACAUCGAAAUCACACACAGUUGGUUGCAGUUCCAGUGUGUAAGAAAUCCCUCGCUAACAACAGCUUAGCUGAAGUACAGGGACGAAUCCCACAGGAUGUCUUGCAGGAAAUAGAGAGGGAUGGGGAGCUGACAGAUUCCCAGAAUGGGAAUGAACCAGGAAGAGAGGGAGGUGGCAGGCGGAGGAGACAAGCAGAAGGCAACUGGACAGAUGUAGAUCUCAAUUCUGGUACUUCAGGACACAGAGGACCGGGGAUGGAGAUUGGAGAAGAUGCUGUUAACAGGACUGAGGCAGCUGCCAAUGAAAGUAACAAAGCAUCAACGGUGAGCAAUGGAACUAAUGGAGAGCCGAAAAGUGGCAACGAGAUCUUACAAGAAAGUGAACCACCACUGAAAGCGAAGGACUCAACUCUCAGGCCUACCAAUUCAGAUGAGAUGCAUCAAAACUCAGUACCACAAAACCCCAUCUGGUCUGAGCCUGAACAGUUUUCAGGAGAUCUGCCUGGUCCAGAAUACAACCGCACUGUUGACAACAACAUCACAACGGGGAUUGAUUUGUCCCUCGAGUAUGAUGACUACAACCAAGAGGUGAACUCCACAUUGGUUGGAGUCGCUACGGAUUACUUGGACCUGCGCUCCGGGAGGACCAGAUAUCUUCAGCACUACAUUGCUGCUGAGGAGAUCAGCUGGGACUACGGCAUCAGGAAGCCACAACAGCUCAUCAGACCCACAGAGAUGCGCCGAGGGAUGAGGAAGUUCCUGCCACAGUACAAGAAGGUGGUUUUUCGAGCCUACAGCGAUAAAGACUUCUUACGUCCUCUAGACCGAGGAGAGCCCCAGGAACACCUGGGACUCAUGGGACCUUUCAUUAGAACUGAGAUAAAUGACGUCCUCACUGUGGUCUUCAAGAACAAGGCAUCUCGGCCUUACUCCUUUCACCUUCAGGGGGUCUAUGACCUCAGCCAAGGGGCUGGCAGCGAUCAAACCCACGGCCCCUCUGCUCCAGCCGGGGUGCCAGGAGAGCCGGUGGCCCCUGGAGAGGCUCGGACGUACAACUGGAGAGUAACCAAGAAACAAGGACCGACCGACAGUGAAUUUGACUGCAAGGCUGGGGCUUACUACUCCACUGUUGAUAAGGAGAAGGACCUUAACUCGGGUCUGAUUGGUCCACUAGUGAUCUGUAAGUCCGGUACCCUCCGUACUCAGAACACGCAGCCCAACAUCCAGGAGUUUGCCCUCCUCUUCCACAGCUUUGAUGAAACUAAAAGCUGGUACCACGAGGAGAACCUGCGGCUUCACUGCAUUCCGCCUUGUGUGGCCAACACUGAGGACCCGUGGUACCACAUCAGCAAUAAGUUUGCAGCAAUCAAUGGUUAUGUGGCAGAGACGGUCCCUGGUCUGUUGGUGGCCCAACACCAGCUCGUCAGGUGGCAUCUGCUGAACGUCGGAAGUGACGGAGAGUACCACGCUGUGCACUUCCAUGGAUUACCUUUCACUGUUCACACUGAAAAGGAACACCGUAUGGGGAUCUACAACCUCUUCCCUGGAGUGUUUGGCACGGUCGAGAUGAACCCCCCCACAGUCGGCACGUGGCUGGUGGAGUGCACCAUUGGAGACUACCAGCUGGCCGGCAUGAGGGCUAAACUAUUGGUCUAUAAUCCACACUGUGUCUUUCCUCUGGGAAUGAAAUCAGGAAGGAUUGAAGAUUCCCAGGUCACUGCCUCGGAUCACAUGGACCACUGGGAGCCGAGGCUGGCGAGGCUGGAGAAGUCGGGUUACAUCAACGCCUGGAUAGGCAGAGGCGACAUGUCGUGGAUACAGGUGGACCUCCUCAGGCCCACCCUGUUGCACGGUUUGCAGACUCAGGGCGUCAGCUCCAAGCUGAGGGACAACUACAUCACAUCCUUCCGCAUCUCCUACAGCCUGGACCAAGAGACCUGGACCACUUACAGAGGAAACAGAACCAAGCAGAACGGAGUGUUUUAUGGCUACAUGGACAGCUCCAAGGUUAAAAACAACCUCUUCUUUCCACCAUUUGUGGCCCGCUACAUCAGGAUUCUCCCCCGAGACUUUGUGCAAAGGCCUGCUCUCCGUCUGGAGCUGCUGGGAUGCGAUCUCAACAGCUGCUCUCUCCCUCUCGGCCUGCAGAAGAGGCUGAUUCCUGACGACAGUCUCAGUGCGUCCUCAUUUUAUUCAUCUUUACUGAGUAGCUGGAGCCCCAGCCUCGCACGCCUCCACCUUAAAGGCAGGAACAACGCCUGGAGACCAAAGAACAACAACCCUCACGAAUGGCUGCAGGUUGAUUUGGGGACGGUGAAGCGCAUCACAGGGGUCAUAACCCAAGGAGCGCGAGAACUGUUCUCACAGAUGAUGGUGACCGAGUUCUCAGUCACCGUCAGUCACGAUGGUCACUCCUGGAGAAGUGUGCUGGAGGAAAGCUCCCAACGGGAAAAGAUCUUCCAAGGAAACAGCGACAUGGACGAAGAAGCUCUCGCUGUCUUCGAUCCUCCUCUGUUCGGCCGUUACCUCCGCGUUCAUCCGCGCGGUUGGAUCAAUGACAUCGCCCUGCGUCUGGAGGUCCUGGGCUGUGACACACAGCAGGGGGCCUGACGCUUGCGGGACAAACCGCCAGCGCCGCGCAGCAUCGGCGUGGUCGCGUAGUCCAUCCUGGUGUCAUUUCGGAGCACUAGGCGAGCUGUUUGUUUCCGUGGCCACAACUUAGUUUGCCUUUUGGCUUUUUUAUUUUGAAAGGUUCUUGCUUAACGUACGUUAAAAGGAACAUGUUGGUAGAAAUAUAUUUUAAAGAUGUGAUUUUAAACAGAGCCGCACUGAGGCAAGCAACACAGAAGGCCUUUUGCUUUACUUUAACUUCAGAGAAAACCUUUAAUGUAAGCGUGUGUAAAUAUUGCAGGUGGAUGUAUAAAGUUUGUUGAGGUAUAUUGUCAUAUAUCUAUUUUUCUGCUUUUAUUAGAAUUUGUAUAAACAAUGAAUUGCAAAAGGUUUUCCUGGCAUUUAUUUACCUCUGUGUGACUCCGCCUCGUGUUCACAUGCGCUUCUGUUCUUCAGACGUGUGUUUGAACAUUCAAGAGGCUUCAAACGAGGUCAUUUCCAAGCAACGAGAAACUGCUUCCUGUCCUGUUCUUCGUGUGCGUGUCAGAGGAGGAUGUAGCCCUUUCUUCCCUCCCCUCUUUCCAGAACAUUAUCUCUGUUCUCUCUUUGUCCCGUCUGUCUUUGACCUGUCCAAAAUGUUCCAGGACUGUUAUUUUGGCUUAUCCACCUCCACCAGGCUCUCCCUGCAGAAACAAUGAAACGCUCCGCUCCGACGUUGUUCCAAUACGAGUAGCAAUCCACAGUCCUAUUGAGCUGAGGGGGAAAGUACAUUCACAGCUAAGGUGAUGAGAUGAUGAGAUGACCGGAGGGGGGAACGGCAAACAGCAAACGAGCCGUGUUGUGUUUGAAGUUUUUGUGAAACGUGAUAACACGAGCAGCCUUAAUCACCUCAAUAUCAGCACAGGAAGUGAGGAGGCAGUUGAGUGUGUUUUUUUCCGGGGACAGGACAAACGUUGGCGGGGGACGUGUCACAUGGCAUCUGUCUGAAAACAAUGACACACUCUCAGAAUCUCAGAAAAGAGUAAAAAAAAGCCAAAAGUUAUCCCCUAACAAUGAAAGCCCAAACCAGUGACACCGUAAGACUUGAUAGCUGGGUGUCGAACAGCAACCUUCGUAAUGUCAAAUUGCCUCUACUUUAGUAAAUAACCGAUUUUUACAGGUUCAUUUACCGACCGCACUCAAAGUAUUGGUAUAAAACAAUGGCUGGUUAGAAGAAAGAGAACAAAGAUCUUUCAGUGGAAAUGUUUUGAAGUGUUUUUUGGUUGAAGGGGCUGAAUCUCACAAGUGAAAGGUGUUAGAGCUGCUAACACUCACAUCCUUCUUAGUUUUGCUAUCAGUUUUCUAAGAGACCAGAAACGCCAUCUCGCCUUUACCAACGCGGACAAAGUCGUGAAACGGUUUCUACAGAUUCCUGGAAUUCGAAUGCUUGCGCAAUACGUGUAAAUGUCCAUAAGGUUAUUUUCAGUGAAGCAUCUUUCAUUAUUCCAGCCAAGUACGUAUUUCACACUCAUCCAAACAAAAGUCUUUCGACUGUUUGAUGCAAAAGUAUCGUUGAUCAGAUUUGAACCUUCCAAAACAAAGAUUCGGAGUGAAAUAUCAAACAGUGUGAAGGACUCACUGAUGGACGGAUCAGUGAGGACGUGUUUCUGAGGAGCGUAGGAGAGAAAACGAUGUGACACAACAGGAAGAAUUACCGCUGUUUUAACACUCCUGCUUACAUCACUUCUGCUUUAUUCCCUCAAGCCUCCAAAGACCAACAGGCCAAGAUAAAGUGAACCGUAUCACUUUUGUUUUUUUCUUACUACGUGUGUGCUCAUAAUUGUCCAAUGUUAGUACAUGAAUGGUUUAGAAUGAAAGAAACCAUUUCAUGUAACCACAUUAGUACACGUGUGUGUGUGUGUAACUGAUUUUCAUACAAGUUUGACUAGAUUACCAGUUAACAUGAAAAAGAUUAUUAAAAUCUUAUAAGAGUAAUAUUAUUAUUAUUAUAACUUAUUAU
This is a messenger RNA of Pungitius pungitius (ninespine stickleback), 6893 nucleotides long. RefSeq names its product coagulation factor VIII, procoagulant component (gene f8). Bases 35 to 4894 code for a protein of 1619 amino acids. Gene Ontology annotation, cellular component: plasma membrane. The record is from RefSeq and is a predicted model, not a curated record. Gene Ontology annotation, molecular function: oxidoreductase activity; signaling receptor activity; copper ion binding. NCBI's taxonomy places the organism in Eukaryota, Metazoa, Chordata, Actinopteri, Perciformes, Gasterosteidae. The transcript is spliced from 27 exons.